UUUCAGAGACCCUGUCUACUCCACUCUCUCCCCAUCAGACGCCAGAAGCAAUAAACACUGCAUAUCUCGCAUCACUCUAGCUCAACUCUUCGCUGUCAACUCUCUCUCUCUCUCUCUCUCUCUCUCUCUCUCAUGUAGUCAUGUUCACGGCUGACCCUCCUAUCUCGGCCACCGGCGUCGGCGUCGGCUACGGCAUCGCCAUCGCCGUCAGCAUCCUCGUACUCAUCUCCGCCAUCAUGCUCGCCUCUUACGCCUGCGUCAAAGUCAAAGCCCACGGCGGUUUUUACAUCGACGAGUCCAACUCCCACCGCCGCUCCCCCACCACCACCACCAGCAACUAUUCCGCCGAGCCAGUGACGGUCGUGCUGGGCCUCGAUGGGCCUACCAUAGACUCUUACCCGAAGAUAGUUCUCGGCGAAAGCCGGCGGCUGCCUAAGCCGAACGACGGCGUUUGCUCCAUCUGCUUGUCAGAGUACCAGGCCAAGGAUCCCGUACGGUGCAUCCCGGAUUGCCAUCACUGUUUCCACGUUGAUUGCGUAGACGAAUGGCUGCGCAUGAGUGCCACGUGUCCCGUCUGUAGAAACUCUCCGGCUCCGUCGCCGGGUCCGAGUCCUCUAUCCGAUUUGGUACCCCUGGCACUCCAUUAUUCUACGUGAUUGUAAUUAUGGUUUUCAGUUGUUUCUUAAAUAAAAUUUCUGUUUAGUUCAUUUUUUAGAUUUCAUUGAUUUUUCUGUUCCUCGACUGAUGGAGCGCACAUGGGUAUUUGAAAAGGUUGAUGAAAAUUAUGAUAACCUCAAAUUGUGGGUCUAUC
This is a messenger RNA of Rosa rugosa (rugosa rose), 811 nucleotides long. Its product is annotated as putative RING-H2 finger protein ATL69. Gene Ontology annotation, molecular function: transferase activity. The coding region runs from base 141 to 656 and encodes 171 amino acids. Gene Ontology annotation, biological process: protein ubiquitination. The record is from RefSeq and is a predicted model, not a curated record. NCBI's taxonomy places the organism in Eukaryota, Viridiplantae, Streptophyta, Magnoliopsida, Rosales, Rosaceae. The transcript has a single exon.